UGAUGUAAGUUUCAGGAUUUUCAGGCCAUUUCCCCGAGUCAUUAUUCACAAAUACAGAGCCGUAUCUGAUUUCAUGUGCGUUUCGAGGAGACCAUUAGGAUUUUUUUCCUUUGUUCUCCUUCCAAUCGAUUCCGGUGAUCUUAUCUGCAACUUGAAUUUUACUAGUGGAAAGUGAUAAUAAAAAAAUUGGCUGAAUAACGGCCAUUGUGUCCGAUGUCUAGUGCUGAAGUGGUGGACAGUUCCUUUGACCCUCCAGCUAAGAAGCGGAAAAUAGCUACGGGAGAACCUGCUCCUGCCGACUCCGUUUCAGAAGCUCGUCUCGAAAUGGCUCAAAACGGAUCUGACCGACCCCAAACUGAUAUCGAUGAAGGUUUGUACUCGAGACAACUCUACGUUCUCGGCCACGAUGCCAUGCGGCGUAUGCAGUCUUCGGAUGUUCUCAUCUCAGGUUUGAGUGGGCUCGGUGUCGAAAUCGCCAAGAACGUCAUCCUUGGCGGUGUCAAGUCCGUCACCCUUCACGAUCAAAGCAAGUGUGAGCUAUCGGAUCUUUCCUCGCAGUUCUAUCUGUCAGAAUCAAGUGUCGGACAGAACCGUGCAGAAGCAUCAAUCCAACAGCUCGGGGAAUUGAACAGCUACGUUCCCCUCAAGUCGUACACAGGACCUUUGACAGAAGACUUCAUCAAAGGCUUCCGAGUGGUAGUUCUAACCAAUAGUAGUCGUGAAGAGCAGCUGCGUAUCUCUGAGAUCACCCAUGCCGCCAAUAUUGCCCUUAUCAUCGCAGAUACCAGGGGUCUCUUUGCUCAGGUAUUCUGUGAUUUUGGUACUGAAUUCACUGUGGUGGAUACCACUGGUGAAAAUCCUGUCUCUGCCAUGAUAGCUGGUAUCACAAAAGAUACAGAAGGUGUAGUCACAUGCUUAGAUGAAACACGACAUGGCCUGGAAGAUGGAGACUACGUAACAUUUUCUGAAGUCCAAGGUAUGACAGAGCUGAACAAUUGUGCUCCCAUCAAAAUCCGUGUGCUUGGUCCGUACACUUUUUCAAUCAGUGAUACUUCUAAAUUUUCAGACUAUAUCAGAGGGGGAGUUGUUACGCAAGUGAAAAUGCCCAAAGUAAUCAACUUUUUACCUCUGAAAGAAGCCAUUGAGAAGCCUGAAUACCUCAUUGCUGAUUUUGCUAAAUUUGACCAUCCGUCCACGUUGCAUGUUGCCUUCACUGCACUGCACAGUUAUAUCAAGAGUCAGGGUCGCCCUCCAAAACCAUGGAAUAGCAAUGAUGCUGCAGAGUUUCUGAAAAUCUCGAAAACUCUAUCCCCUAACUAUGAGGACCUAAACGAAAAGUUGUUAGAAAUCUUUGCUAAAACUGCAGCUGGUAAUCUUGGUGCCAUGUGUGCCACUAUUGGUGGCAUUGUCGCCCAAGAAGUCAUGAAAGCAUGCACAGGGAAGUUCAAUCCAAUUUAUCAGUGGUUCUACUUUGAUGCCAUUGAGUGUUUGCCAGAAGAUCUCUCUCAAAUGACGGAAGAAGAUUGUAAACCAGUAAAUGACCGCUAUGAUGGUCAAACGGCAGUAUUCGGACGUACUUUCCAGAAGAAACUUGGUGCUUUGAAAUACUUUGUUGUCGGAGCUGGUGCUAUUGGCUGCGAGCUUUUGAAGAACUUUGCUAUGAUGGGAGUUGGAUCUGAAGGUGGACAAGUCAUUGUUACAGAUAUGGAUUUAAUUGAAAAAUCAAACCUUAACAGACAAUUCCUUUUCAGGCCCCAUGAUGUUCAGCGCCCAAAAUCAGUUACAGCCGCUAAAGCCAUACAUAAGAUGAAUCCGAAAAUGAAUGUGACAGCUCAUGAAAACAGAGUUGGAGUGGAAACGGAGAAAAUUUACAAUGAUUCCUUCUUUGAAAGCCUUGAUGGUGUUGCUAACGCCUUAGAUAACAUUGAUGCGCGAAUCUACAUGGACAGGCGUUGUAUCUAUUAUCAGAUACCUCUGCUUGAAUCAGGUACAUUAGGAACAAAAGGUAAUACCCAAGUUGUUGUACCGCACUUAACGGAGUCGUACAGUUCAUCUCAAGACCCUCCAGAAAAGAGUAUUCCAAUCUGUACGUUGAAAAACUUCCCGAAUGCCAUUGAACACACUUUGCAGUGGGCCCGUGAUAAUUUUGAAGGCUUGUUCAGACAAGCAGCAGAAAAUGCAGCCCAGUACAUAUGUGAUCCCAACUUUAUCGAGAGAACUCUUCGUCUACCCGGUGUACAACCUUUAGAAAUUUUAGAAUCGGUUAAAACUGCUUUAGUUGAUGAAAGACCAUACAAUUUUGAAGAUUGUGUUGUGUGGGCACGACAUCAUUUUCAAGAUCAAUAUUCCAACCAAAUCCGUCAAUUAUUAUUCAAUUUCCCUGCUGAUAGUGUAACUUCAACCGGUCAACCUUUUUGGUCAGGACCGAAGCGUUGCCCAUCUCCAAUUGAGUUUGAUGUUAAUGAGUCCUUACAUUUGGAUUAUGUCAUAGCUGCUGCGAACCUCAAAGCUUCUGUGUAUGGAAUUCCAGUGAACAGAGACCGCCAGGCUAUCGCAGAAAUGGUUAAAAAAGUAAAGGUUCCAGAGUUCACUCCCAAGUCUGGCGUGACGAUUGCUGUGACUGAUGCCCAAGCAUCUGAACAAAUGGCCAACGGAAGUGGGAACUUAGAUCAAGAUAGAAUCGGACAGUUGCAGAGUGAAUUGCCCUCCAGGAGUCAGCUGAGUAAUCUGCGCAUCACGCCGUUAGACUUUGAAAAAGAUGACGACACAAAUUUUCACAUAGAUUUUAUUGUAGCUGCCUCUAACUUACGAGCCACAAAUUAUUCAAUUCCAAUCGCUGAUCGUCACAAGAGUAAACUCAUUGCCGGUAAAAUUAUCCCUGCCAUUGCCACAACAACCUCUGUUGUAGGUGGUUUGGUUUGUUUAGAACUGAUUAAAUUAGCUCAAGGUUUCAAAAGUUUAGAAAGAUACAAGAAUGGCUUCGUCAAUUUAGCUCUACCAUUCUUUGGAUUCUCUGAACCUAUUGCAGCCCCAAAACUCAAAUACUACGACACUGAAUGGACACUUUGGGACCGCUUUGAAAUCCAAGGUGAAAUGACCAUGGGUGAAUUUAUUAACUACUUCAAAGAAAAAUACAACCUCAAGAUAACUAUGCUCUCCCAAGGCGUUUGUAUGCUGUAUUCUUUCUUCAUGCCCCCAGCAAAGGUUCAAGAAAGAUUGAAUCUUUCCAUGACAGAGGUAGUGAGGAAAGUUUCCAAAAAGAAAAUUGAACCUCAUGUCAGAGCGCUUGUUUUUGAGCCCUACUGUACUGAUGAAGAAGGAAAUGAUGUGGAUGUUCCGUUUGUCAAGUAUACGCUUCCCACUCCGUAGAAGCUCUCCCUUUAACAUGAAAAGGUGAAUCAUCUGUGCCUGAGUGUGGAUCAACAGUGAUCUGAGUGCGGAGCAGGAAUAUGAGUUCACUUCACUCUCUAUGGUUUGAGUCAUGAAUUAAUUUUUAAUGCAAUUUUGAAAUUUUCUCAUUUUAUUCAAGAAUUUUUUACCUUUUUUCUCUUUUAUUUUUUGAAUGUACCCAUUUCAUGCUAUCAUGCAGGACUGUAAAUAGUUUUCUCUCAGCAUGUAAACUGAAGGAUUAAAAAUUUGUCGUUUGUCGAAGAUGAAGGAAAUGCGCUAUUUCUCAUCAAUUUUGGCGUGGUAUUUUUCUGGUUUCAUUCAAUUUUUUCUUGUUCCUAAGCUAAUGAAGUAUUCUUCUGAAAAACUAUCAAUUGGCAUGUAAAGUUAUUUAUAAUUUUUUUUAAACAAUUUAAAUCCUUUGGAAUCAGCUCCUAGUGAUUGAAACAAUCAAGUUAGGAGUACUUAUUAUUCAAGCGUAUCUAAAGUCUGUCAUUCAUUGUGUCCAUUCUAAAGCUCAAUUCACAAACUUUAACUUUUCUUCCAACAUUAUUGGAUCGAAAGUUUUACUGAGUAAUUCAAAUAGUAAAAAUUUCCAUUCACUGGAGUUGGAGAAAAAGUUGGAUGAAAAAUUGGAACCGUCAAAUUGGAUUUCACCGACCGAUAAGUUUUCUAUUUAUCCCUCAAAGAUUUCACGGAACACACCACUCCAAUUUUUUUUUCCUUUCUCAUUUAUAUAUAUUUACAAUUGCUGUGAAAUGUGUCGGUAAUUUUUCAAUCCAACCAAUUUUUUAUUAACUUUUAAAUAGUUUUUGAUGAACGUUUUGUAUGUUUUAAAUAAAUAAGAAAUUACAUUCAGAACACCACUUCAGUUUGAAAUGUGAAAAAUGCUAGAUUUUAAGGUACAAGAUGAAAAAAAAAAAAAACUAACGAAUCAAAUUUCAAAACUGUAAAUUCACCUGAUUAAUAUUAAGUUAUUUGAGUUGUUUGGUUUUCAAUUUGCCUUGGUAGAAGAGGAAAUCUGAAGUACUGUGGCGCUAUUCAAGCAAUCGGUCUGGAGAAUUACGUUAUUUGCUGCAAUUCGAAAGAAACAGUUUAAUUAUUGUAAUGUCUUGAAACUAAAUCUAUGGAGUGUAGAACGCCUUUUCGCAAUAAUUAAAUCUAAUCUCAUUUUUACUCAAUUUCUUAAUCUUUUUGAGUAAUGGAGGGUCGAGCUUGAGCUUGUAAAAAAAAGCUUGAUUUCUUGAAGUGCAAUUCAUUUAACACCGUGGCACAAUUUUUCAAUUUACUCGACCGCAUUAAUUUGAAUUUAUAGUGUGAAUUAACAAGAACCAUUCUAUCAGGUAUGCCUCUGCUCGUCAGCUUCAUUCUCUGAAUCUACAAUAGUUUUAUCAACACUUGAUAGAACUGUGAUCAUUGUUAAUAGCUCAAUAAUACAAUUUUGGUUUUAGUUGCAAUGCAGAGAUUCUUUAGAAGAAAGGAAGGAAAGCAUUGCAAUGCUGCCAGGAAUGUGCAUUGUAGAGAAUCACCUGGAACUCUUGUCUUUCAAGGGAUUUUCCUCAUUUUUCCAUAACUACAGUUUUGGUACAUGCAUAUUUUGUUGACCAGAAUUGGAUUUCAGGGGACACAAUCAUAGCAGCAUUGAAAGGUGUGGAUACCCCUUAACCAAAGAACUCUGUAAUUGCAAUGCCUAGGAAUCGUACAUGUGAUUUUUCCGAAGUUUAUCAUUUGUCCAGUCCUGAAAGAAUGUCUCUCAAAUCAGCUGGCAGCAACCGUAAUUUUCAUCUUCUAUCACUUAACAUGUCCAAAGCUUAUCUAGCUUAUCUUUAGCUUAUUUCGGGUUUUAUUUUUGUAUUUUUAAUAGUAUAAGAUCCUUCUUGUAAAAUGAUUUUGCUCUUUCCCCUCUAUUUUUUAUUUUGAAUGUUUCUCUUUUUACAAAGUAUUCACUCAAUUGUCUCUCUCGAAGAACUAUUCAUACCUACAGGCUGUCAUCUUGUAAUUGUUUCGAUUGAACUGAUCAAUAAAUUUUAGGACUGUAAUUUCUAAUGUUUAAUUUCUUGUUUAACGAUUAAGAGAUUGGUUUACUUUAUAAUCUUAAGAAAACUAACACUUGGCGUCUUUUCACUUUUAGUUGUCAUUUUUUUAUUUCAAUCAUAACUAAUUUGAGAAACCUGAGCAGGCUUUCAGAUAAGCCACUGAUUUAACAGUCUAAAAGUAAGCAAAGUUCGGACUGAGCUACUGUCAAGCCCUUCCUGUAUUUUUUAAUUCUAUAAUAUUGAGUUUUUAUCUCCUUCAUCGCAUUUACAUAUUUUUUUAUUUUACUAGCAAAUGAUUUAUCGCAGUUGUAAGCUCUAUAAUAAAAUGAUGAAGUAUUAUUAUAA
Messenger RNA from Bemisia tabaci, 5768 nucleotides. RefSeq names its product ubiquitin-like activating enzyme 1 (gene Uba1). Gene Ontology annotation, molecular function: ubiquitin activating enzyme activity. The record is from RefSeq and is a predicted model, not a curated record. Gene Ontology annotation, biological process: protein ubiquitination; ubiquitin-dependent protein catabolic process; DNA damage response. Lineage: Eukaryota; Metazoa; Arthropoda; Insecta; Hemiptera; Aleyrodidae. Gene Ontology annotation, cellular component: nucleus; cytoplasm.